Messenger RNA from Herpailurus yagouaroundi (jaguarundi), 963 nucleotides. RefSeq names its product methyltransferase like 27 (gene METTL27). NCBI's taxonomy places the organism in Eukaryota, Metazoa, Chordata, Mammalia, Carnivora, Felidae. The record is from RefSeq and is a predicted model, not a curated record.
GGAGGUGGGGGCGGGGCCCGGCUCGCCGUACAGGCCCCGCCCCGAGUUCCGGCUCUAAGCACCGCGGGAGAGUCCGAUUGGCGGAGGAUGGCGCAGGAGGAGGGCGGGAGCCUGUCCGAAGUGCGGGCCCGGGUGGGGGCAUCACAUGGCAUCACCGACCUGGGCCACAAGCUGCACUUCUAUGACCGCUGGGCUCCAGACUAUGACCAGGAUGUGGCCGCCCUGCAAUACCGCGCCCCCCGCCUCGCAGUAGACUGCCUUACCCAAGCCCUUCCGGGCCCACCCCAUGCUGCCCUGAUCCUGGAUGUGGCCUGUGGCACCGGCCUGGUGGCUGCUGAGCUGCAGGCUCGGGGCUUCCUCCAGCUGCAUGGGGUGGAUGGGAGCCCAGGGAUGCUGGAACGGGCCCGAGCCCGUGGCCUCUACCAGAAUCUCAGCCUCUGCGUCCUGGGCCAGGAGCCUCUGCCCAGUUCUGAAGGGACCUUCGAUGCAGUACUGAUGGUGGGUGCCCUCAGCGAUGGCCAGGUGCCCUGCAGUGCGAUACCUGAGCUUCUGCGAGUUACCAAGCCAGGGGGGCUGGUGUGUCUGACCACCCGGACCAACCCAUCCAACCUUCACUACAAGGAGGCCCUGGAGGCUACCCUGGACAGGCUGGAGCAGGCCGGGGCGUGGGAACGCCUAGUGGCCUGGCCGUGGACCAGUGGGAACUGGCCACAUCCGAGCUUGAGGUGGUGCCCAGAACUUCUGACAGCGAUGGCUUCAUCUCUGGCAUCGUCUACCUGUACCGAAAGCAGGAGGGGGCCCAGGUGGAGGGAGUGAGGCCCAGUCCUCAGCCCCCAGCUGGCCUCUGACCCUCUCAUCCAGGUCUCCUCCAGGCCCGUCCUUGGGCCUCCUCUGCUUCAUCUGUAAAAUGGGGCCCCUGAGCCAACCUUGCCCAUUAAAUGAGUCCCAGGAGGGGUAGCAGGA